This is a messenger RNA of Drosophila takahashii, 2778 nucleotides long. RefSeq names its product G-protein-signaling modulator pins (gene pins). Gene Ontology annotation, molecular function: GDP-dissociation inhibitor activity; G-protein alpha-subunit binding. Gene Ontology annotation, cellular component: cell cortex. Lineage: Eukaryota; Metazoa; Arthropoda; Insecta; Diptera; Drosophilidae. Gene Ontology annotation, biological process: establishment of mitotic spindle orientation. The record is from RefSeq and is a predicted model, not a curated record.
UACGGUACCACCAUUAGUCAGAAAUUGACUAAUUAUUAAAAAAACGGUACAAAAGCAAGCUUAAUUGCGGAAAUUUCACCUGACGCAGCCGAUUUCGAGUAGCAGCAGCUGAAGAAGCAGCCCCCGGGCGACCCAAACCCCAGAUAGCAAACCCCAAAAAGCAGCGCUGCAAAGUGGACACCACCCAGUUUUCCUCGCAACUGCCCCGCCUCCAAAAGGAGCAACGCAAUCGUCGCAGCAGCAGAAUGUCCUCCCUCUCCGCGUCGGCGGAGAAUGUGUCCAGUUUGGGCCUGGGAUCCGGUGGAGCCAACGAUGGAGGAUCCCAGCAGGGUUCUGGAUCAGAUGGAGGAUCCAGCAUGUGCCUGGAAUUAGCGCUCGAAGGAGAACGCCUCUGCAAGGCGGGCGAUUGCCGGGCGGGCGUCGCCUUCUUCCAGGCGGCCAUUCAAGCGGGAACCGAGGAUCUGCGCACUUUGUCCGCCAUCUACUCGCAGCUGGGCAACGCCUACUUCUACCUGGGCGACUACAACAAGGCGAUGCAGUACCACAAACAUGAUUUAACGCUGGCCAAGAGCAUGAAUGACCGUCUGGGCGAAGCCAAGUCAUCUGGAAACCUGGGAAACACCCUCAAAGUAAUGGGUCGCUUUGACGAGGCAGCCAUCUGUUGUGAACGACAUUUAACUUUGGCCCGCCAGCUAGGAGAUCGCCUCUCCGAGGGAAGAGCCUUGUACAACCUGGGCAACGUUUACCAUGCCAAGGGCAAGCAUUUGGGUCAAAGGAAUCCUGGGAAAUUCGGCGAUGACGUGAAGGAAGCUCUCACCCGCGCCGUGGAGUUCUACCAGGAGAAUCUGAAGCUCAUGCGCGAUCUGGGCGAUCGAGGAGCCCAAGGAAGGGCCUGUGGCAACCUGGGCAACACCUACUACCUGCUGGGCGACUUCCAGGCGGCCAUUGAGCAUCAUCAGGAGCGUCUGCGCAUCGCCAGGGAGUUUGGCGAUCGGGCUGCCGAGCGGCGGGCCAACAGCAAUCUGGGCAACUCGCACAUCUUCCUCGGGCAAUUCGAGGACGCCGCCGAGCAUUACAAACGCACCUUGGCCUUGGCCGUCGAGCUGGGCGAACGCGAGGUGGAGGCCCAGAGCUGCUAUAGUCUGGGCAACACCUACACGCUGCUGCACGAGUUCAACACUGCCAUCGAGUACCACAAUCGGCACUUGGCCAUUGCCCAGGAGCUGGGCGAUCGGAUUGGCGAGGCCAGGGCCUGCUGGUCACUGGGCAAUGCCCACUCCGCCAUUGGUGGUCAUGAGAGGGCUUUAAAAUACGCGGAGCAGCACCUGCAGCUGGCCAAGGAGCUGCACGAUCCCGUGGGAGAAAGUACAGCCAGGGUGAACAUCUCCGAUCUGCGCAAGCUGCUGGGAAUGCCCGAAUCGGAGCCAUCGCCCACCGAGGAGGAGGCCAGAUCCACCGCCUCCGAUCACUCGGCCAGCGGACAUCAGUCGGAUGGAUCGGAGAACUCGCAGGGGAGAAUGGUUCGCGUUCGUCGCCAGAGCAUGGAGCAGUUGGACCUGAUCAAGAUCACUCCCGACGGCAAGCGCCUGCAGGAGGAGAAGCAGCGGGCGACGCGGAAGGCCAAGGACGACGACUUCUUCGAGAUGCUCUCGCGUUCGCAGUCAAAGCGCAUGGACGACCAGCGCUGUUCGAUCAAAAUGAAUCCCGCUGGAGCUCCGGCGGUGGCCACAGGAGCCACACGCAAGCCGCUGGUGCAGCAGAACUCGCUGUUCGUGGACCCGACCAACCUGCCCGGCCUGAAGUCGCCGUCGUCGGCGAAUCCCAUUGGCCAUGGUCCGCUGGCCAGGAGUGCCACCACCACGCAGCAGCCCGACGACGACUUCCUGGACAUGCUGAUGCGCUGCCAGGGUUCGCGACUGGAGGAGCAGCGUUCCGAGUUGCCGCGCCCCAAUGUCACAAUGGAUGUGGAGGCAGAGGCGCCCCCUCGAUCAGCUCCAGAGGCUGCGGUUGGAGGAGCAGCACGUGGACAGACUGGUCGCGGAGCCACCGUUCCGGACGAGGACUUCUUCUCGCUGAUCAUGAAGGUGCAGAGCGGUCGCAUGGAGGAUCAGCGCGCCUCCAUUCCCUUCCGCAAUGCCAACAAUAACAACAACAGCCGGAGCAACAACAAUGGUUCAGCUGGCGGUGGUGGAAAGUAGAGAGAAAAGUCCACAAAAGCAGAGAGUCCAACCAAAACAAUCCUAUCAAUCCAUCCCAGGCUGCAGCUCCCAAAAUCAUCUGGCGGCCAUUUAUUCAGUCGCUUCUUUUUAUGAACCCUUUGUUCUUUUACAAGAUUUAUACACACAUAUAUUUACACACUCACCCAUAUGGCAAACAUUAAUUUAUGAAUAGCGACUAACCACGUAACCAAAUAUUAGAAGAAGAAGGAGAAACACAGUCAUGAUUCAUCACACACUUUCAUGAUAUUGAAUUGAACAAACUGCACUCGAGUUUUACGAUAUUAACGUUUCAAUUGCAUGUGUGCAAGUAGCUAUUUAAGCCUAAGCCGAAGGUAUACUAAUCCAAUUUGCUCAAUAGAUGGAACCAAGUCUUCUCUUAACCGCAUUCAGCUAAAAACUAAGUUUUAAGUCUAACGAACCGAUCUAUCUACACAUACCUACUAUAUAAGCAAUGCAUUUUCCAAAUCAAAAAUCUACAACUAUUCCGAAUUGUAACCCCCAUGAGUAUUGCAUUUUUCUAAACAAUCGAUUUAAGCCACUUACAAUUUUUUUUAGAUAU